Messenger RNA from Leptonychotes weddellii (Weddell seal), 801 nucleotides. NCBI's taxonomy places the organism in Eukaryota, Metazoa, Chordata, Mammalia, Carnivora, Phocidae. The record is from RefSeq and is a predicted model, not a curated record.
AUGGAAGUCACUGGUGACUUGAGAAAGGCAACCUCCUUUGGUGUGAAGGGCACAAAAGCAUCAUGGAGGUCGAAGUGGAAAGUGAUGAUGUCGAAACAGUUGAUUAUCGUUCACAUUUUACGAGUGAAGAAACCGAGGCUUAGAAUGGUUAACUAUCUCAUCCAAGGGCAAAGCCGGUGGGGUCAGAUCCUGGUCCCGGUAAAUGACAUUUCUCUAGUCCAAUCAGACUUAGGAACUGUUUCUAAAAAAGGGAUUGCGGCAAGAAAAAAUACAAAGAUGUUUGCUACAAAUGUUCUAUUUGAGGUGUCUGACAUACAGCUGAAGACUUUAAGUGACAAGUCAAGAGAAGCUAAAGUAAAAAGCAAACCAAGGACUGUUCCAUGUUCGCCAAAGUACUCUGCUGGUCUAGAAUUACUUAGCAGGUAUGAAGAUACGUGGGCUGCACUUCACAGAAGAGCCAAGGAAUGUGCAAGUGCUGGAGAGCUGGUGGACAGCGAGGUGGUUAUGCUUUCAGCACACUGGGAAAAGAAGAGGACGAGCCUCGUCGAAUUACAGGAGCAGCUCCAACAGCUUCCCGGCUUAUUAGCAGAUUUAGAAUCCAUGACAGCAAAUCUGACUCACUUAGAGGCUAGCUUUGAGGAAGUCGAAAGCCACCUGUUGAAUCUGGAGGAUUUAUGUGGACAGUGUGAAUUAGAAAGAUACAAACAUAUGCAGUCCCAACAAUUGGAAAAUUACAAGAAAAAUAAGAGGAAGGAACUCGAAACCUUCAAAGGUAAUUUUGUGUUUAAUUCUUCACUUUAA